Messenger RNA from Menidia menidia (Atlantic silverside), 1053 nucleotides. The record is from the annotation of a GenBank genome assembly. Lineage: Eukaryota; Metazoa; Chordata; Actinopteri; Atheriniformes; Atherinopsidae.
AUGCUUCAGCUCGGGGACGAGGUCUCCCUCUACUCGCUCGUCUUCGUGGUUAUCCUGCUGGGGACUCGGAGCCCGGUGUGGACGACAGCCCUCACCGCCUCCCUCUACCUGUUCCUGGCCAUGUUCCGGUUCCCCCAGGUCCCAGCCGGCCGAGCCCGGCGGGUGCUGCACCCCGUCCCCGGGAAGGUGUCGGUGGUCGCUCACCGGGGAGGGGGCCACGACGCCCCGGAGAACACCAUAGCAGCCAUACGGGAGGCCAGUAAGAACGGUGCGACCGGUGUGGAGCUGGACCUGGAGUUUUCCUCCGACGGCGUUCCCAUACUGAUGCACGACGACACCGUGGAUCGCACCACCAACGGCUCCGGGCCUCUCAGCCAGAUGAGGUUCGCUGAACUGAGAAAACUGGACUUAGCUGCUAAACAUCGACUCAGGGACAAGUUUGCAGGAGAGAGGAUCCCAACUCUGGAGGAAGCGGUGGAGGAAUGCCUCAAACUGCAGCUCACCAUCUACUUUGAUGUCAAAGGUCAUCCAGACGAGGUGCAGCCCAAAAUUUUUUUAAUUGAUCUCCAUUCAGGAAAAACAUUUAAUGAGGCAGAGGAGGCAGCCGCUGCCCUCAGAGACUUGUAUAAGAAGCAUCCGGGCCUGUACAACAGCAGCAUCGUCUGCUCCUUUGAGCCCAAAGUCAUCUACAGGAUGAGGCAGAGCGACCCCGAAGUGGUCACCGCCCUGACCCACCGGCCGUGGAGCCUGAGUCGUCUGGGAGACGGAGCUCCGCGUUUCCCGGCGGCGUGGAGACACCAGUGGAUGACGCUGAUGGACGUCUUGCUGGACUGGGCGCACCAUCACCUUCUGUGGAGGCUCUGCGGCGUCUCCGCCUUCCUCAUCCAGAAGAACUUCGUGUCGCCGGACUACGCGCAGUACUGGGCCCAGAGGGGGGUGGAGGUGGUGGCCUGGACCGUCAACACCAGAGUGGAGAAGGAGUACUACCAGGAGCUGCUGCACGUCAACUACAUCACCGACAGCCUGGUGGAGGACUGCGAGCCCCACUACUGA